GGGCUUCAUCAGGCUGGACAUGUCUGAGUUCCAAGAGCGGCAUGAGGUGGCCAAGUUUAUCGGGUCCCCACCAGGCUACGUUGGACAUGAGGAGGGUGGCCAGCUGACCAAGAAGCUGAAGCAGUGUCCCAAUGCUGUGGUGCUCUUCGACGAGGUGGACAAGGCCCAUCCAGAUGUGCUCACCAUCAUGCUGCAGCUGUUUGAUGAGGGCCGGCUGACGGAUGGAAAAGGGAAAACCAUCGACUGCAAGGAUGCCAUCUUCAUCAUGACCUCCAAUGUGGCCAGUGACGAGAUUGCACAGCACGCGCUGCAGCUCAGGCAAGAGGCUUUGGAGAUGAGCCGUACCCGUAUCGCCGAAAACCUUGGGGAUGUCCAGAUUAAUGACAAGAUAACCAUCUCAAAGAACUUCAAGGAGAAUGUGAUACGCCCCAUCCUGAAAGCUCACUUCCGGAGAGAUGAGUUUCUGGGAAGAAUCAACGAGAUUGUCUACUUCCUCCCCUUCUGCCACUCAGAGCUCAUCCAACUUGUCAACAAGGAACUGAACUUCUGGGCCAAGAGAGCCAAGCAAAGGCACAACAUCACACUGCUCUGGGACCGCGAGGUGGCAGACGUGUUGGUCGACGGUUACAAUGUGCACUAUGGCGCCCGCUCCAUCAAGCAUGAGGUCGAGCGCCGUGUCGUGAACCAGCUGGCAGCCGCCUAUGAACAAGACCUGCUGCCGGGGGGCUGUACUCUGCGCAUCACUGUGGAGGACUCAGACAAACAGCUGCUCAAGAGCCCCGAACUGCCCUCACCCCAGGCUGAGAAGCGUCCACCCAAGCUGCGGCUGGAGAUCAUCGACAAGGACAGCAAGACCCGCAAACUGGACAUCCGGGCCCCGCUACACCCUGAGAAGAAAGCACUGUAAGCACCCAGAGGGCAGAUACUCGGUUGUCCAGCUCACUGUCCUAUUCACAGGACCUGACACAGUGCCAGCAUGUGACAGAUGCUCCAGGUAUUCGGAUGGUUGGGCGUGCCCUGCAGUGAGCACAGAUCUUCACAGUGGGUCCCAGGACAGAACAGUGUCAUCUAUUCACUGAGCACACGUGUAUUUGUCAUGUUCUUGUGGCCAGCCAGUAGGAUCUGCCAGGAUUAGACCCUGAGCAAAUGGGGCAAAGCAAGACCCAGAACCCAUAUUGAGUAUCCUGGAAUGCAUGAGACAGGGCUUGAAAAUGAAAAUGUAACACCUUUAUUAUUCAAAAAGAAAAACUCAGAGAUGCGUGGUGAUUGUUUUAGAAAUUUAGGAAGGGGCAUCUGGGUGGUUCAGUUAGUUAAGCAUCUGAUUUUGGCUCAGGUCAUGAUCUCAGGGUUGUGAGA
Leptonychotes weddellii (Weddell seal) is the source of this 1356-nucleotide messenger RNA. NCBI's taxonomy places the organism in Eukaryota, Metazoa, Chordata, Mammalia, Carnivora, Phocidae. The record is from RefSeq and is a predicted model, not a curated record.